This is a messenger RNA of Scylla paramamosain (green mud crab), 4771 nucleotides long. RefSeq names its product glutaminyl-peptide cyclotransferase-like (gene isoQC). The coding region runs from base 212 to 1699 and encodes 495 amino acids. NCBI's taxonomy places the organism in Eukaryota, Metazoa, Arthropoda, Malacostraca, Decapoda, Portunidae. Gene Ontology annotation, molecular function: zinc ion binding; glutaminyl-peptide cyclotransferase activity. The transcript is spliced from 7 exons. The record is from RefSeq and is a predicted model, not a curated record.
ACAAAAUAUCUAUAUUAUGAACGCAAGAAACACUCUUGAGGUCCCGAUUCAUCAUCUCAGUGGCUUUUGAAAACAGUCGUGGUGAGAGGAGCAAAGCGUUUCAGAAUACGGCACUUUCACUGGCUGGCGAGAGCGCGACGCGUGGCAAGAGCAGGCAAUGAGACAAGGGAGGAGGAGGAGGAGAAGGGCUGAGUAGGUGAACGUCAGGCAGAUGAGCGUGGUAGUGCACAGUGUGAGGAGUGCUGCAGCCAUGGUUCCUCGGUGGAUGUGUGUGGCUCUGCUGUACACCUUCACGGCUGUGCUAGGAAGUGCAGGCGGCCACGACAGUCAGGACAAGAGGAGCAAGGCCGUGUGGUACAGGGCUAAGUUUGAUCAUGAAGGUUCCGGCCUGAGCAAUGAGCAGCUUCGUACAGUUGCAGCAAUGGAGGACAUGCAGCACUUCAGGAAGAUGUUGGCUCCCAUCCUGGUGCCUCGAGUGGUGGGCACUGAGGGACACACCAGAGUGAGGCAGCAUCUCGUGAACACUAUGAACAGCUUAGGAUGGACAGUGGAGGAAGACCGGUUUGACAGCAACACGCCUGUGGGUCGCAAGACAUUUACCAACGUGAUAGCCACUCUGAACCCUGAUGCUCCUCGACACCUCAUUCUGGCAUGCCACUAUGACUCAAAGCUGGACCGUGAAGGGGAAUUCAUUGGUGCCACAGACUCAGCUGUUCCUUGUGCCAUGCUGCUGAACCUUGCCUUUGUCAUGAGGGAAGUUCUCAGUCAGCAUUCUAAAAUGUGUUUGAAGACAGUGACCAAGGUGAACAGAAGAAGGACAAUGAAGGCAAAAUUUAAAAGAAGAAGAAGAAGGAAGUUGAAGGCAAAAUUUAAAAGAAGAAGGAAAAUCAACUCAGAAUUUAAGAGAAAAAAAAAGAAACCAGACGUCCAAAGAAACCUUCCACCAGGUUGCACCAAGGCGAAAAAGGAAAUGUUACUGAGGAAACUUAGAAUUACAUCAAGGAGUGUGAAUGAGACUUGGCCAGGUGGUGAUGGUGGUGGGCCAAGGGACAGACAUAGCUGGUUAAGGCAAUUAUCAUAUCCGUUCCAACCACUGAGGCAAUUGGGGAGAAUCAAGUGUUGUUCAGAUAAUGGAAGUCAAUAUGAGGUGUCAUUUAUUCCCAGUGUUCAAUCAGACCUGACUCUUCGAUUCAUUUUCAUUGAUGGAGAGGAAGCGUUCAGAUUGUGGUCAGACACAGACUCACUGUAUGGUGCACGGCACAUGGCUGCAAACCUUGAGGCUCGGGCUUACCCCACCAACAAUGCCAUUGGCACAAAUGAGCUUCACCGAAUGGACUUGUUUGUUCUACUUGAUCUUUUGGGAACUGCUGAUGUUAAAUUCUUCAACUAUUUUGAGGAGACCAGUCCAUGGUACAUGCGCCUGGUGUCCUAUGAACGGCGUCUGAGGGAGAUGCAGCUCCUUCAUGCCAGGAAAAAUUAUAUCUUCCAAAAUAGAGACCUUUUCCAUGCUGGUAUUCAGGAUGACCACAUCCCAUUCUUAAAACGAGGUGUGCCAGUGCUGCAUUUGAUUCCAAUGCCUUUCCCUAAAGUGUGGCACAAGAACACUGACCGAGAGGAAGCACUGCACUAUGGGACCAUUGAAAGUCUCAACAAGCUUAUGCGUACUUUUGUUGCUGAUUAUCUCCACUUGGUCCUAUAGGAAUUCACCCAGAACACAGCCUUACAUGAUGACCUGUGACCCUUUACAUCAGAUAUCAUAGUGCUGUAUAUACUACACCUAGUUCUCAUUAUAUGCGGAUUCACGUUAUUUGGUUUUUAAGCUGGCUGAAGAUUUAUCACAGGCUAGGAUAUAGGAUAGAUAAGAACCCCAACUUGGAGAGGAGGCAACAUUUCAGUGAAGGACCAAAGUCUGUUCUGGCACCAUACAAGGAAAUCUAUGUCCAAAACCAAACUUCUGCCCACCGAACAACAAUGACAAAAAUCUUCUAUACUACCCACUCCACCACCACCUGAAGGCUCAAAUGACACUCCUCCUUAUACUUCCACUCCACUCCGUCACCAUACUCCUCUCCCAUUACUGGUGUGUUGUAGUGUUGCUCUAGUGCACUGUUAGGCAGAAAAAGUGCCAAGAUUAACAAGGGGUUAGGUCAAAAUUGAGUCAUGGAAUUGAAACCCUUAUGAUUAAUGUAAAGAUAGGCUCACACUAUGGAAGGGCUUCACAGAGCUUUCUCUUCCUUUGGUAAUUUCCCUAGAGUGAGGGGUUGGCGACAUGUAUGAGUCUCCUCCAGUUUUUUUUGACCCAUGUAUCUUCCUCAUUGACUCCCAUCCUUUGCAGUUCUUCCAUAAUUCCAUCUCUCCAUUUCACUCUCUGUCUUUCCUUUGAUCCUUUCCCCAAAGCUUGUUUUCCCCAGGCUAUUUAACUGGCUCUUGGUCUUCUCUUCUUACUGCAUAACCAGACUAUCUUAACUUUUCAUCUCUAUAAUUUCUGCAAUGCAUCCCAUUCUUGUUCUCCUUCUCUCUUCAUUUUGUACAUGUUCAAAGCUCUGCAUGUAAUGAGAACUAGGUGUAUGUACUUAAAUUGCUGUGUAAUUAGUACAAUAUCCUUUGCUUUUUUCAAUAAAUGAGUAACACUAUCUAAGAAUCUUUUUGUUAAAUGAUUUGAGAAAAAUGUCGAGUUGGAAAUUACCAUCUCACUAAUUCUAAAGGGGAUCAUCAAGCUGUGUUCUGGAAAAGUUGGAGUAAAGAAAUAUGUUUUUUGUUGUGUUUGUCUGACAUUUGGUGCACCUGGAAUAAUUUUGAAGUUUUAAAAGUGUAGCAGAUUCUGAUCAUAUAUGUAUGCAUAAUUUUGUUAUUGCACUACAUUGGUUCAUUAUUAUCUUUUUAAGAUGUGAUUUUUAGUCUUUUCUCAUCAUCUUUUCUCAGUCAUCAUACAAAGUAGUUUGUUGAUGAAAGUGACUCCCAUCAUUGACUGUCUGUCUAUAUCUGACAUUCCCUCAGACCUGAAUUCUAUUGACUAUUUUCCAAGACCACAGAUAUGAUUAGCUAGGUUCUCAAGAGUGUUGCUUCUGUUAAUAGUAUAGAAAUCUUGUUAAUCUCUCACUGGAAACAAAAAAAUGCCCUUAAAACCUGUCACUUCAACUAGAGUUUGAAAGUAGUUGAGGUCUGGGGCAGAAGUGCUUGAAAAUAUCUUCCGUAAUGGAAAGAUAUUUCACCUGUUAUAAUGUGCAGGGAAUAUGUUAGCAGUAUUCUUCCUAUGGGGAGAGUGUACAGCCAGCGUUGAGAGAUAAAUAAAAUUUUUUUUUUUUUUUAGAAAUGCUUCAUUAAAUAAAAAAAAAUUAACGAGCUUAGAAUGAAAGCUUUACCAUACUGUGUGUGUGUGUGUGUGUGUGUGUGUGUGUGUGUGUGUGUGUGUGUGUGUGUGUGUGUGUACAUACGUACGUACGUACAAUUUAAUAUCCCAGAAACUGUGUCAUUUGCAUGUCUCUUAAGUUGAGGGAUGAUUAAACUACACACUGUUAUGGAUAGAAUAAGAGAAUAUUCUGGUGAAGUGAUAAAUUAGUAUUAACCAAGCAUGAUUUCAUAUUUACUUCUUGAUUGGAAUAAUUGUAACAGUAUGAGGUGUGAUGAAAAAUUGGAAACUUUUUAAUACAAAGUAAAGAACCAGUAAGAGUUGUGAGGGUGUGGGAGGAGUAAGCAGUGAGGAAGUUUGUGUUGUGUAGGAUCCCAGUGUCACCAGUGGGGCGUGUUAUUCUUGUGACUACGUUCAGAACUUGCUUGUGACUUUAUUAUGAACUUAAAACAUCUAUUUCUGUGUCAGAAUUGAUAAAUCAACUAGAGACUGUUGAAAUAAUUUCAGAGCAGACACACUGCAGUAAAGCAGAUGAGGAGCUGUCACACUUUAAAAGAAUAGUAUCACUAAAGUGUGUCAAGGAAGUUAAGGCAACAACUUGGAAAAAAAAAAAAAAUUGUGCAUAAGUCACUGAAUCAGUCAUAAGAACACAAUGGGAGGAGACUGUUUUUGGAAUUUGGGAAGUGUUCCAGUCAUGGCAAAAAUGCUGGAAGCCAGGUGUGUAUUGGUGCACAAUGUGAUGGCAGCUCAAUUUCGUUGUUAGUUUUUGCUUUUUGUUGACAAUGAUGUGAUCACACCUUAUAUUGUACUUACAUAAGUAACUUUACCAGAUAUAGUUCCAUGAUUUUAUAUAUAGUGUAUGUAUCACAUAUAUUAUAUUAAAUGACAACUCACUAGUAAUUAUAGAUACAAAUUUUAUAUUGGGUUAGGGAUGGAAAUUAUAUAAUAAAAUAAAGGCACAUUUUAUUUUGCUACUUUUAGGAUUAGGAUUGGUAUAGUUUUUAACAACAGUAAAGUAUGCGUGGACUGGAUUGAAAAAAAAACGGCAAAAAGUUAAUUAAUACAGUUAUACAAUACUCAACCUAGAGGGCAACUUACUGCCUGAAGAUUUGGCAUCAUUACAAAGAUAUUAAUAUAACUUUGCUCAUCUCUACCUAUAUCUCAGGCCUGGCCAGACUUCUUAAUCAUACUGUUUAAUGUGUACAUUCCCUACACACUAAUUCUCAGUUGUCCAAUGUACUGACUCUGCUUUCAUCAUUAUUUGAUACUUGUUCCCCUUCAGGAUGGCCAUAGCAAGACUGCUUUAGGGCUGCAUGUAGAACUAAUAUGAAUAAAUUUAUGUAAGCAGGUUCUUAACUUUAUGUUACAGCAGCAUAAGUGUACAGAAGAAAAUAAAAAGAUUCUUGAAAAUAAGACACCAAA